Peromyscus eremicus (cactus mouse) is the source of this 7258-nucleotide messenger RNA. RefSeq names its product prickle planar cell polarity protein 2 (gene Prickle2). The coding region runs from base 1 to 2442 and encodes 813 amino acids. The record is from RefSeq and is a predicted model, not a curated record. Lineage: Eukaryota; Metazoa; Chordata; Mammalia; Rodentia; Cricetidae. The transcript has 7 exons. Gene Ontology annotation, molecular function: zinc ion binding.
AUGGAAGCAGCCGAUGUCCCACUCUGCACCUUCCUCAGGGGGGUGCACCAGUACUACAGCUGCCUUCCGGAAGAGAAAGUCCCUUAUGUCAACAGUCCUGGAGAGAAAUUGAGGAUCAAGCAGCUGCUGCACCAGCUCCCUCCCCAUGACAAUGAGGUUCGAUACUGCAACUCCCUGGAUGAGGAAGAGAAGAGGGAGCUGAAGCUAUUCAGCAACCAGAGGAAACGUGAGAACUUGGGCCGAGGAAAUGUCAGGCCCUUCCCUGUUACCAUGACAGGAGCGAUUUGUGAACAGUGCGGAGGACAGAUUAAGGGUGGGGACAUCGCUGUGUUCGCAUCACGUGCUGGCCAUGGCAUCUGCUGGCAUCCACCCUGCUUUAUAUGCACUGUCUGCAAUGAGCUUUUGGUUGACUUGAUCUACUUUUACCAAGAUGGGAAGAUCUACUGUGGUAGGCACCAUGCUGAGUGCCUGAAGCCGCGCUGUGCAGCCUGUGACGAGAUCAUCUUUGCAGACGAGUGCACGGAAGCUGAGGGGCGCCACUGGCACAUGCGACAUUUCUGCUGCUUCGAGUGUGAGACCGUGCUGGGCGGCCAGCGCUACAUCAUGAAGGAGGGCAGGCCCUACUGCUGCCACUGCUUCGAGUCCCUGUACGCGGAGUAUUGCGACACCUGUGCCCAACAUAUAGGGAUCGACCAAGGUCAGAUGACCUAUGACGGCCAACACUGGCAUGCUACAGAGACCUGUUUCUGCUGCGCUCAUUGUAAGAAGUCCCUCUUGGGGCGACCGUUCCUCCCAAAGCAGGGCCAGAUAUUCUGCUCACGGGCCUGCAGUGCCGGGGAGGACCCCAAUGGCUCUGACUCCUCUGAUUCGGCCUUCCAGAAUGCCAGAGCCAAAGAGUCUCGCCGCAGUGCCAAAAUCGGCAAGAACAAAGGCAAAACAGAGGAGGCCAUGCUGAGCCCACACAACCAGCUGCAGGUGAGUUCUAACCGGCUCUCAGCUGAUGUGGACCCCCUGUCAGUGCAGAUGGAUCUCCUCAGCCUAUCUAGCCAGACGCCCAGCCUCAACCGGGACCCCAUUUGGAGAAGCCGGGAUGAGCCCUUCCAUUAUGGGAACAAGAUGGAGCAGAACCAAUCCCAGAGUCCUUUGCAGCUCCUCAGCCAGUGCAACAUCAGAACUUCCUACGGUCCAGGGGGGCAGGGAGCAGGAGCCCAGCCUGACGUGUGGGCCAAGCACUUCAGCAACCCCAAGAGAAGCUCGUCAAUGGCCAUGAAGGGGCAUGGUGGCAGCUUUAUCCAGGAAUGCCGUGAGGACUAUUACCCGGGGAGGCUGAUGUCCCAGGAGAGCUACAGUGAUAUGUCCAGCCAAAGCUUUAGUGAAACCCGAGGCAGCAUCCCAGUUCCCAAGUAUGAGGAGGAGGAGGAGGAGGAGGAAGAAGAAGGUGGCAUAUCCACGCAGCAGUGCCGGCCCCGACGUCCACUCAGUUCCCUGAAAUACACAGAGGACAUGACGCCCACAGAACAGACUCCUCGUGGCUCUAUGGAAUCACUGGCCCUGUCGAAUGCAACAGGUCUGUCUGCCGAAGGUGGUGCCAAGCGCCAGGAGCACCUAUCUCGGUUUUCCAUGCCUGACCUCAGCAAAGACUCUGGAAUGAAUGUCUCAGAAAAGCUGAGCAACAUGGGCACUCUCAACUCCUCCAUGCAAUUCAGGAGCGCCGAGUCUGUCCGCAGCCUGCUGUCCGCACAACAGUACCAGGAGAUGGAGGGGAACCUUCACCAGCUCAGCAACCCCCUAGGGUACAGGGACCUGCAGUCCCAUGGAAGGAUGCACCAGAGCUUUGAUUUUGAUGGCGGCAUAGCGAGCAGCAAGCUGCCGGGGCAGGAAGGUGUGCGCAUCCAGCCCAUGAGUGAGCGCACCCGGAGGAGAACUACUUCCAGGGAUGACAACCGCCGCUUCCGCCCUCACAGGUCCCGAAGGUCCCGACGCUCACGCUCAGACAACGCCCUGCACCUAGCCAGCGAGAGGGAGGUCAUCGCUCGGUUGAAGGAAAGGCCCCCUCUGAGAGCCAGGGAGGACUAUGACCAGUUCAUGCGUCAACGGAGCUUCCAGGAGAGCCUGGGGCAGGGGUCCCGGCGGGAUCUGUACAGCCAGUGUCCCAGGACUGUGUCAGACCUGGCUUUGCAGAAUGCCUUUGGGGAUCGAUGGGGACCCUACUUCACGGAGUAUGAUUGGUGCUCCACCUGCUCCUCCUCUUCAGAAUCUGACAAUGAGGGCUACUUCCUAGGAGAACCCAUUCCCCAGCCAGCCCGCCUGAGAUAUGUCACAAGUGAUGAGCUGUUGCACAAGUACAGCUCUUACGGUGUCCCCAAAUCCUCCACCUUAAGUGGCAGAGGACAGUUGCACAGCAGGAAAAGACAGAAGAGCAAAAACUGUAUCAUUUCAUAAUGUGAUUGGGAUCGGGGAAUGGGGGAAGUUGGAAGCGAAGAAUGUAGCCGCAGAAGCGUGCACUGUUGGGAAUUCUCAAGUGCUCUUGGGGACGGUUCAUAGGGGAAAGAUGGAGAAUGCUCUCAGUUGAGGGAGGCAAGACUGCAGGUUGACUUGGUAGAUGCACUUGAUGUCACAGUUUUGGGCAUGUUAAAUAUGAUUUGCACCUUCCACUUUGGCAAACACCGGCAGUGGAGGCCAGGGUAGGCCAUGUCCUUCCAAGGUGGAGUGGCCAUUUACCAGAUGACACAUUGUAACCUGCUCACUUAGAUUCUUUCUGGUUCUCUUCCUUUUAGGACCCCUUUUCCAGUAAAUACUUUAUUAGCCAGGACCCCCAACUAAGUUAUUUACAUGUCCAUUGUAAAUGCAAUGUAAAUGAGAGUUCUGAUAAAAUAUUUUUGUAUUUUGUAAUAACAAAAGAAUUUCUAUAUCGUAGGAUCAGUGGGGACUUGCAUGCAUGUCCACCAUUAUCUUUGAGUGAUAGUACCUGGUGGCCCAGGAACACCUGGCUUUUGUUGUUGGUUUUGGUUUGGUUUGGUUUUCUUUCUAUACAAAUCUGUUACAUGUCAGUGAGACUAUUUUCAGAGAAAUAGCAUUCAAUUUGGCUUUUUGUGGCUGAAAAAAAAAAUUAACUAUUCUACCCAAAGCAUUUUAUGCUCUAGUCCAUUGAAAGGAGCCGUCUUUAAGUCUGUUCCCACUCUUAGUAGAAUUUAUUCUCUACAAAGUAAGUAGGUUGUUUUUUUAAUUGCAAAUGUUGCUUUUGCUGAUUAGAGAUAUCAACCAGUGUCAGUCCAGUUCUGUGAGAAAUGCCAUCCCUGUUUGGAACCUUGAAGUUGCUUAAUGUCGAUCUGUCCCUUGGGGGGAAUCAAAGUGACUGUGAGUGGUGCCAAUGUGUGCUGUCAGCAUGGCGUUGUUUUGAAUGUGGAAUUAUUGUUUGGUGCUCAUGUGUCCUGGAUUGUAUUUUCUGCUUUCUACUUCCCAGGCAGACAGAGCUGCUGCCUUAGCCUGACAACUGUUAGUCCUCAUAGCACGUGAGCUUCGGCGUUUGGCACUGAAGGACGGAAGGAUGCUGCAGAAGGGCUCUGGGUACGGCAGUGUGGUGCACAUUACACUUGGGUAGGGAACAAGGAGAUUUGAAAACACAAAGCAGGUAGAUGUUGAAAGGGGGGAAUAUGAAGGAAAGUCAAGGGGAAAGAACUUUAGAGAGAAAGAAGAGAGGUGACAGUCACCUUAACUAGUCCCCACUGCCUUAGAGAGAAUUUGACAAGCUUGGUCACCACAGGAGCUGGCUUAUUACCCAGGAGGGUCAAGCUGCUGAGUGGUAGGGUAAGAACAUGGGAAAACAGACCUUGUGGCAAGAGAGAUUUCCAUUUUGAACUUUGAGGACUGUUGUUCAGACAGAAAGGCUCAAGAGUGAGUUUGCUUAAAGAAGACAUUUCACUGCCAGUAGAGUAAAUAUAGAGUGAAAUAAAACUUCUUGCCUCGCUUCAGUUUAAAAACAAAAACAAAAACGAAGCACUUGCUCUUGGUCCAUUCUCUUCCUCUCUUCAGUGGAUUGUGGCAAAAAUCCACUGGAGGACCCACCUUUUGUGAGAUGUGCUGUCCCCGUAAUGCACAGUGUGUCUCCGUGGCCAUUUGCCAUGAUAAGGCGAGCAUGGUCUCUCUUCAGUAUAGUACUUAACAUUUUCUAGGGUUUUUUGGUUUUUUUUUUUUUUUUAAUGGAGAGAAUGUGAAAAGGGGCUUCUCAGACGCCAUCCUAAAUGGGUCUGGGGAAACAAAGACUGAAAGGGAUGUGAUGAUGAUACUCCAGGAUGUAUUAAAAUGAUUUGCUUUUUUAGGUAUUAAUAUGACAUUUGUCAUUGUCACUGAUUUUUUUAAAAGAGCAAUGCAAAUGUUGGUUGUGGCUGUUUUCCGCAUGCUAUCUUCAUAUCUAAAUGUUUCAUUAAUUAUCCAAGCCUCUGGAGAAUUAACUCUAUUACGUUUGUAUAGUAAGUUAAUAAACUGCUUGGCAAACUGUUUAGGAGACAAAUAGGCAGCAGCGAGCCACUGAAGUGGCUGGUUUCCUGUAGACAUUGGGUGAGUCCAGCCACUGAAGUGGCUGGUUUCCGGUAGACAUUGAGUGAGUCCAGCCACUGAAGUGGCUGGUUUCUGGUAGACACUGGGUGAGUCCAGUUUGGAGCUUUGAGUUUGUUGAUUGGUGAGAACCAAAAGGUAUUAUUGGGCAAGGAGAAGAGAGGGAAGUAGGUCAUCUAGCCAAUGGCUGGAACCAUGUGUCCUCUCUGGCCCCAAAUCCAAUGAAAGAAAUUCUCCCGUUGAAAGUUAUUUCCUUACUCUGUCCUUGGCAGAGUACCUCUUACAUUUCCCAGAGACAAUUUGAGUCACCCUCAGCCUGAAGAAGAGAACAACCUAGAAACUGCUUCAGGAACGUCAAGAUCAUUCUGGUCAAAACUGAGCAUAUAAUGAGAUACAAGCUUCAGGGUCCAACUGUUCACCAGCAAGACCACCUCCUUCGAUUUCUUUCCAUUCUAAAUGCAGCCAGGCGCCUUACAGAGAAGGUCAUUUGAAGAAGGCCAAUUCCUCACAAUGGUAGUGGGCCCUUCAAGUGACUGCCCAGUAAUGGGCAGAAUGUCACUGAACUAGAAUUUCUUUAGCUUUAGGUAAUAACUUUGCUUAGAGCUAUAGCUCUACAGUUGAGUUCAUCUCAUCCUGCUGCUACCAGAUCCAACACCAGCUAAGCCAGCGCUCUUCUCCAGUCCAAGGAGUGUGUAAGUGAUGCUAAGUUUCCUGAGUGGUCUUGCUAGGGCAUCCCACCUUUGGUACUGUGAAAGGUUCCAUGCUGACGCGGUAGCAUUGAGUGUGGCCUUCGGGGGCCCUCCCUUCCUUCUGUCUUACACAGUUCUGGACACUCUGUGUGUGACGGUGAAUGAGGUGAGGAAAAUCAGACCUCACUUCCUGGCUUUUAACAUGUACAAAGGAGAAUUGCUGGUGUUGGUUGUCUGAACCCCUCUUUCCACAUUCUGUACUCCAUCCUUCACUCUCCCAGCAGCUGUGUGAGCAGUCUGGAUUUUUCUAAUAUGGAAAGUCAGUUUUUUUCCUAUAGAAUGCUCCUACAGAGCUGUAACAAGAUGGCGUUUCCUACUCCUCUUCUGAAAGUUUCUGCUCCUUAUGGCCUAUUAGCCAUUUUUACCUUCAGGUGGAGCCAGUGGUGGCGUGAAUGUAGUGCUUGCUCUGCUCUCCUUGCCACCUCAGCAGAUGAUAGGCAAUGGAUUAGUACAGACUUUCCAAGGAAAGUAGAUUCUCAUCCCAGGCAUCUUUACAACUAGUCGGACAGGCCUAGCUGACUGGAGCUGGUCUUCUCUGUCUUCUAACACAUCUUAUUCAUGAGCUGAUUUUUCCCUGGGUCCCUGGGAAAGAAGCAGUACACCAGACAUCUAGGAAGCAUCCAUCAUUAACAAUGGGGAGACUCCAUUUCCUCUUCCUCCCACACUGUGGAAGCAAAAGGAAGCUGACCUCUUAGGCCAAACAAGGCCCUCUCUGGCCCACUUUUUCAUGCUCAGGGUCUUUGCCAGUUUUGUGGGCAGCUGCUGCUCACUUUGCUGAGGUCAGAUAUGAAUCCUUCUGUUUCCUCAUCUGACCCCUCCUUAUAGGGACCUAGGACACUUACAUUCCAAAGGGCAGUGUCCUUUGCACACUCCUAAAGAGACCAGACGCUGUGCUCCACCAAGAUCCAACUACGACCAAGGAAAGAGGAAAAUUGAACCAGUGGCCCAAAUGUCACAUGCAAGCAGAGUCGUUACCGGCCCCCGUGUGGUAUCUCCAGGCUCUGUACAUCAAGUUCCACAGGUUUCCACUACUGAUCUCGAAGGCAGUUGCAGAUUAGCACCUUUUGAAAAGUUCAUCUCUUUGAGCAUAAGGCAAGUGGGAAUGAACCCUUUGCCUUCUCCUCAGUGGUUUGUCCUAGGGUUUGUCUGUAUGACUGUCUAGAAGCCAUGAAGGUCAGGCUGGAGGAAGGAUUGGUUUCUUUUUCUAUUUUCUCCUGUUAGGAGUCCAGUCAUCACAAGCCCCCUAUGGAGCAUGACUCACCGUUGGAAGCUAUUGCUGUUAUAUAAAUUCAUUUCCUGCUUCCAGAACCAGCCUCCCUCGGGGGAAUAAAAAGGAGACUGGAAAGGUCACAUGCUGUUAGCAGACAUUUCUAUGGUUCAAAUGUGAUGAACUCACAAGACAGAUGUCUAGUUCUAUCUUGCACAUUUUCUAAGGAAACCUUUAUGGUCUGGGCAUUUGGCCAUGGCAUGUUCAAUAGGUCACUGAUCAAACAUUUCUAAAUUUUGGGAGGUUGCUUGCCAAUAAGACCUCCUCUUGAGUCUAUCUACCUGAUUUCCAUAGUUUUCAAUAAAGUAUUCUGGUUUAAUUCUGACCCUGAGUUAACAACCUAAGACCUAUGACUCCUCUGUAUUCUUCAGCAAACUAGGCCAACAUCUAUUCUCUUAAACUCAUUCCUUCCUGCACAGAGUUGCUUUGCCCAGAUCCUAUUUAAUUCCACAUGCGUAAACAAAACCUCAGAGGGCCCGAGAAGGUAAAGCAGGCUGGAGUCUGUGUUAUCUGUAAGUGUCAAGCUGUUUGUUAGGAAGGCCUGUCACAGGCCUUUGCAAAAGCGUGGGCUCUGCCAGAGACUGUUCUGAACACUUUGCUUGAGAUCCGUGCCCUGUAAAGUGGAUAUGAUGUUUUACUGAUUCUGUAAUACAUUUGUAAACUUCCAAUAAAAUUUGAAUAAAAGAAA